This is a messenger RNA of Perca fluviatilis (European perch), 1442 nucleotides long. Its product is annotated as granzyme G-like. Bases 137 to 853 code for a protein of 238 amino acids. Lineage: Eukaryota; Metazoa; Chordata; Actinopteri; Perciformes; Percidae. The transcript has 6 exons. Gene Ontology annotation, molecular function: serine-type endopeptidase activity. The record is from RefSeq and is a predicted model, not a curated record. Gene Ontology annotation, biological process: proteolysis.
GUUAUUUCACACUUUUUUGUUAAGUACAUAAUUCCUCCUCUGAAGGAGCCACGGCAGAAAUGUUCAAGGCUGUGUGUGUUACCACAGAGGCAUCAGUACAAUACUAUGGUGAGCUCAGCUGGACCGUGAUCUCACCAUGUCUAUCCACUGUGAACUGCUAAUACUGAUUCUUACUCUGACUCUUGAUGUUCAAGUUCAUACAGGGGAAAUCAUUGGAGGUCAGGAGGCCGUGCCACAUAGCAGACCCUACAUGGUUCUUUUGGAGCGGUACAUGCAGGAUGGUAAAACAAAACACUGCGGUGGCUUCCUUCUGAAUGAGGAUUUUGUGAUGACUGCAGCCCACUGCCAAGCCAGUUCCUACACAGUCCUACUAGGAGUUCACAAUUUCUAUAACAGUGAUGGAAUCCAGCGUAUAUCUGUGGUACAAACAUUUCCACGUAAAGACUACAAUGAAACUGAUUUGAGCAAUGACAUAAUGCUUCUUAAGUUGAGCUCCAAGGCAAAAUUCAGCACAAAUGUGAGACCCAUUGCUCUCGCAGGCCAAGAUGAUGGCUCUCUGCCAAAAUCAUGUAUAAUCUCCGGCUGGGGAAAAACAAACAAGAAUAUACCUAAUAUGUCUGCUGUACUCAUGGAAGCCAAUGUAACACUGAUUGACAGUAAGCAGUGUCCUAAUACCAACGUGUACUGCUCUGAGGGAGAGACUGGACCUGGUAAGGGAGACUCCGGAGGUCCACUGGUCUGUGAAGAUAGAAAGGUGUACGGUGUGGUGUCCUCAUUUUACCUAAACAAAUAUGUUUAUGCUAAGAUUCCUGACUACAGAAGCUGGAUCGAUUUGAUUAUGAACCAACAUUGAAAGAUCCAAUUCAUCUAACGAUUGACCAAAUCACAACGUUUUAAAUGAAUGUUUGUAUAACAUUGGAGAGCUGAUAAUUGAGAUGCUAAUAUUACAACUUAUUCCACGUUACCAAAUAAUACAAAAUAACUUUCUGUUUGAGAAACUGAUUCAAAAAAGUGAAAAUAUAUGAAUGUGAUUUGGUUCAUUUAGGUCACAUGUUGGGCUUUUUUUCAUCAUACAGCUGUUUUUUUUCUGCUGCAGGGGGCUUUGAACUUGACAUUUUAUUUGAAUAAACCUUACAUUAAUCCAAGCUAAUUUGAUCCAAGCACAUGCACUUUAUUUUAACAAUCAUGACACACAUUAAUUAGGCUUAUAAUUGACUCAAUAUUGUUUAAUAAAUAAUAUAGUUAUUAGUAUUAAACUUUAGAGUGUCUAAAGUAUAAUAUCUUUAGACACUCUAUGUCAUCCUGCUCAUAAAUACAACAGUAUCUGCAUUAUCUACAUUACUGCUUUGUGUAUCUUCUUUUUGACUUGAUUAAAUGAGAACACAGGAUCCUUUAAGUUUGUUUUGUACCAUCUUUUUGAACAAUAAACUGUUGUUCUCUCA